Dryobates pubescens (Downy woodpecker) is the source of this 1165-nucleotide messenger RNA. RefSeq names its product hippocalcin like 1 (gene HPCAL1). Lineage: Eukaryota; Metazoa; Chordata; Aves; Piciformes; Picidae. The transcript has 5 exons. The record is from RefSeq and is a predicted model, not a curated record. Gene Ontology annotation, molecular function: calcium ion binding. Bases 352 to 933 code for a protein of 193 amino acids.
GGCCCGCCCGCGCCCCGCCGGGGAAGUGGAGUCGUGGCCCCCGCUGCCCCCGGUCCCCGGCGGCGGCUCCGUCCUCCCCUCCUCCCUCCGUGCGCCUCCCGCCCAUUUCCUCUCCCCCGCCCCGCUCGCCGCCGCUCUGCAGGCGUGCGGCUCGCCCCGCCGCCACCGCGGGCUCCGAGCUGCCGGGAAGCCGCCGUGAAGCUGCCGUGAAGCCCCCGGGAAGCCCUCGCGCAGCCGCCGCCGCUCCCAGGCCGCCGCCGGACCUCGCUUCGCCAGGCGGGCGGUCGAGCCCUGUGCGCUCUGUCUGAAGAGGCUCCAAGAUAGGUGCGCUGCCCCCGCGCCCGGCAGAGGAUGGGGAAGCAGAACAGCAAACUGCGCCCCGAGGUGCUGCAGGACCUGCGUGAGAACACCGAGUUCACGGACCACGAGCUGCAGGAGUGGUACAAGGGCUUCCUGAAGGACUGCCCCACAGGCCACUUGACCGUGGAGGAGUUCAAGAAGAUCUACGCCAACUUCUUCCCCUACGGCGACGCCUCCAAGUUCGCCGAGCACGUCUUCCGCACCUUCGACACCAACGGCGACGGCACCAUCGACUUCAGGGAGUUCAUCAUCGCGCUCAGCGUCACCUCCCGCGGCAAGCUGGAGCAGAAGCUCAAGUGGGCGUUCAGCAUGUACGACCUGGACGGCAACGGCUACAUCAGCCGCGGCGAGAUGCUGGAGAUCGUGCAGGCAAUCUACAAAAUGGUUUCAUCAGUAAUGAAAAUGCCAGAGGACGAAUCCACUCCCGAGAAGCGAACAGACAAGAUCUUCAGACAGAUGGACACAAACAAUGAUGGUAAGCUGUCCCUGGAAGAGUUCAUCAAAGGUGCCAAGAGCGACCCCUCCAUCGUGCGGUUGCUACAGUGCGACCCCAGCAGCGCCAGCCAGUUCUGACUGCAGCGGACAUUGCGCCCAGCGCCCCGGGCCGGCCUCCCCCUGGGCCGGCCUCCCCCCGGGCUGGCCUUCCCCGGGCUGGCCUGGCCCCGGCUGGCCUGCCCCCAGCUGGCCUGCCCCAGGCUUUGCUCGCAAAUGGAUGCCUUCUCCCCCACCUCCCCACUGGCAGACCCUCCGUGUGCGUCCCCAGUGACACCAGUGCAGCUCCCUGUCGGCAGCUCCCCCGGGCUCC